GAUGGAUCCCAAGUACAAGGACAUCCUCCGAAACCUGCGUCUUGAAUUGUGUUCCCACGCCGUGGCCGACGGGCUCGUUCCGCAGUACCUGUACCAGGAAGGCGUCAUCACCCGCGAGCAGCUGGAGGACAUAAGUGGCCAGGCCACCAGCCAGAGGAGAGCCAUGAAGCUCUUGGACAUCCUGCCGUCUCGCGGACCGAAGGCGUUUGACGUCUUCCUGGACUCGCUGGCGGAAUUCCCGUGGGUCCGGGAGAAUUUACAGCAGCACAUCAAGAAGAGCCCUCUGGAGAGCAAGCCCAUGGAAUUGCCCGCCAAUGUCUUACAGAACUGCCCCAACGACCAGCAGCUGAACCUCCUGGCGGGAAAGCUGGGUUUGGAAUGGGAGCAGGUUCUGGGCCACCUAGGGCUGGACCACGGCGAUGUGUACAGGUGUAAAGUACAACAUCCCGGCAACCUGCACUCGCAAGUCAUGGAAGGACUCGUGAAAUGGAAACAACACAUGGGACGCAGGGCCACCAUACAACAUCUGUGGGAAGCUUUAGAAGCCGCUGAGAUGGAUCCUUCAGAAAUUAAACUGAUUUUACAAUGACGUUCCUC
This is a messenger RNA of Nanorana parkeri, 597 nucleotides long. RefSeq names its product death domain-containing protein CRADD-like. The coding region runs from base 2 to 589 and encodes 195 amino acids. Gene Ontology annotation, biological process: signal transduction; regulation of apoptotic process. The record is from RefSeq and is a predicted model, not a curated record. NCBI's taxonomy places the organism in Eukaryota, Metazoa, Chordata, Amphibia, Anura, Dicroglossidae. The transcript has a single exon. Gene Ontology annotation, molecular function: death domain binding; protease binding.